AUGUCAAGAUAUGGGCUAUAUUACCUUAUCAGUUCUGUACUCAGCUAUCUGUCUUACUCAUUUCUGUCCGCAACUGGAUCACCUCAAAGGACCGGUGGAGGUGCGACUCAAACUCCUGACGACCUCUCGACAGGGAUCCACCAAUACAUCGUAGAUUACUGCUAUAUCUCAGUCUUUGUUUGGCUUACUACUGGGCUGAUCUCCAAGUCAUUCUGGAUGGCUUAUUGGAUCCUUUUAGUAUCGCUAGGCGACUGUUUUUCUCAUAACUCCAGUCGGGCCUCUCACAUGGACCAUGGCCUUACUCCUACAGAUCGGCGCGAAUUCCAAUUGCAGAUUUACGAGGGAAAAGCGAAGGGAAGGGUUGAUAUAAUUACCCAGUUCAGAUUAUGGUUGGUUUACCCCCACUUGAUGCCCAGAAAAUAACGGUAAAUCGGUCUCCAUCGACUUCUUGAGUCUUAUCGCUUCAACACUUCACCAG
Messenger RNA from Puccinia graminis f. sp. tritici CRL 75-36-700-3, 478 nucleotides. RefSeq lists its product as uncharacterized. The transcript is spliced from 2 exons. NCBI's taxonomy places the organism in Eukaryota, Fungi, Basidiomycota, Pucciniomycetes, Pucciniales, Pucciniaceae. Bases 1 to 423 code for a protein of 140 amino acids. The record is from RefSeq and is a predicted model, not a curated record.